GGGCUGAGCAAUGCCACAACCAAGUUUCUGCAGCUGGAAGACUUUCAGUGGACUAUAGACUCACCAAAGCCGUGCGUUCAAAGAGCGCACACACAACCACUUCUCUGCGCGCUCUACGGGAAAAGACCAGAAAAGAAUCCAACGGCGGACUUUCUUUAUCCUGGAGCGCUGCUUUCACCAUGAGCGCCGGACAGACGUAUGAGAAGAAGAUUGCGAGUAUUUUGACCGAUCUUCCCGGAUCUAUGAGUUGCCACCCGAACUCCAAGGACUCUCCUACUCUGCCCGAGUCCUCGGUGACGGACAUGGGCUACUACAGCGGACAGACGGCCCACGGUCACCACGAAUACUACCAGAGCCAGCCGUACGGACAGCCCAUGAACUCUUACCACCAUCAGUUUAAUCUGAACGGAAUGGGAGCUGCUGGAGCGUACGCGACCAAAUCUGAAUACCCCUACACGAACGGCUACAGACAGUACGGACAUUACAACAGAGAUCACCUGCAGGCCUCACCUCCGGGCUCAGUGAAAGAAGAGCCAGAGCCCGAGGUCCGCAUGGUGAAUGGAAAGCCGAAAAAAAUUCGGAAGCCGAGGACGAUCUACUCCAGCUACCAGCUCGCUGCUCUGCAGAGGCGCUUCCAGAAGGCGCAGUACCUCGCACUGCCCGAGAGAGCGGAGCUGGCGGCGCAGCUCGGCCUCACUCAGACACAGGUCAAGAUCUGGUUCCAGAACCGGAGAUCCAAGUUCAAGAAGCUGUACAAAAACGGCGAGGUUCCUCUGGAGCACAGUCCUAACGCCAGUGACUCCAUGGCCUGCAACUCCCCUCCUUCCCCCGCAGUCUGGGAGAACAGCACCCCUCAGAGCACCCCGAUCAGCAGACCUCAGGUGCCGCAGCCGACGCACAGCUCCUCGCCGCCGUACAUGGAGGAUUAUAACAACCACUGGUACCAGCAGGGAUCACACCUACAGCACCCGGGCACCGUGCACCACCCAGUCCCGCAGCAAAGUGUGGGAGCUGUUUAUUAACACUGACUCAAGAGCAGAUUUUUCUCUCCUCAUUUUUUUUCUCCAAACGAGGUCUGUCCACCACAAUGACUCUGCAGAGAAAAUGUUGACUGGAUUUGGAGCAGGCCUGAAAUGAAACAUUACUCUUUCUUUGGUUUUGGAUGAUCGAGAAUGUUUCAGAACUGGGUUUCCAUUCACAAAGCACAUAAGGGAUUUCUGAUCACUUGUGGCAGCAUAUUUAAAGGACAUCUGGCGUGUUUUUUUUAAAUUAUUUAUCGCUUCUGUUGUAUUUCCUUAACUUCUUUUGUAAAUGAAUAUGCAACGUUUUUGUUUUGUUUUGUUUUUUUUAAACAAGUAGCCUAACCACAAACAGAAUAAUGACAAAACUGUGCGGUUGAUCCAUGCUACAAUCAAAUCGUGGGUUUGUAGAGAGUGCUCCAAAAGAAACUCAGGUCAUAUUUAUAAGGAUUUGUACAAAAUAUCGAAGGCUGUAAAUACGUGUUUAUAUGCAGAACCACUAUGAUCAUAUUUGUUUGAACGACUGCACUGUGGUGCUUUCAAAACCAUUUUUAUAUCCAUGUAAUUAGUCCACUUGUUGCCUUCCUGUCAAUUGAAUAAAGGUGUUAAUUGCA
Molecule: messenger RNA, 1633 nt
Organism: Amphiprion ocellaris (clown anemonefish)
Lineage: Eukaryota; Metazoa; Chordata; Actinopteri; Pomacentridae
Gene: dlx3b
Product: distal-less homeobox 3b
Exons: 3
Coding region: 180-1022 (280 amino acids)
Biological process (GO): embryo development; regulation of transcription by RNA polymerase II; epithelial cell differentiation
Molecular function (GO): RNA polymerase II cis-regulatory region sequence-specific DNA binding; DNA-binding transcription factor activity, RNA polymerase II-specific
Source: RefSeq, a predicted model, not a curated record